Messenger RNA from Clarias gariepinus (North African catfish), 2482 nucleotides. It is a transcript of the gene trmt1, whose product is annotated as tRNA methyltransferase 1. The transcript has 15 exons. Gene Ontology annotation, molecular function: metal ion binding; RNA binding. Lineage: Eukaryota; Metazoa; Chordata; Actinopteri; Siluriformes; Clariidae. Bases 126 to 2024 code for a protein of 632 amino acids. Gene Ontology annotation, biological process: tRNA N2-guanine methylation. Gene Ontology annotation, cellular component: nucleus. The record is from RefSeq and is a predicted model, not a curated record.
GUCCCGUGUGUCAGGCAGCGCAGGGCUGAAGUGAGAGAUCAGUUAGAGCUAAACGCUUCACUAGUGUGUGUGUGUGUGUGUGUGUGUGUGAAGCAGUUACUCAGCCUGUUUACCUCAGCGGGUGUAUGCAGGUGAGGUGGGCGUGGCGUACGGCUCUGACAUCACUGCGCUCCUCUCAUUCCCUCAGACGACUCACCCUCGGACACAUUCACUCCUGCAGACGUCUCGACACCAUGGAGACGGAGGGCGUGUCCCCUGACGCCGCAGAUGGGUGUGGCCUGAGACCCGGCGAGACGGUGGUGAAGGAGGGAAAAGCAGCAGUCCUGUUCCCUGGCACUAACGAGGUUUUCUACAACCCAGUGCAGGAGUUUAACAGAGAUCUCACGUGUGCAGUUAUGACGGAGUUUACGCGAGAGACACUGGCCCAGAGAGGAGUGCGCAUCAUCGUCCCCGGAGAGAAGGACAGAGUGGUUGUGUCCCUGACGAAGGACGAGAAGAAUGGAAAGGAGACGGAGCAGGAGGAGGACAGAAAGGAGGCGGAGUUUAAGACCGCGGCGGUCGGGGAGCGCUGUGAGGAGGGGCUGUGUGUGCUGGAGGGAUUGGCGGCUUCGGGCCUGCGCUCAAUGCGAUUCGCUCUCGAGGUGCCGGGACUAAAGCGUGUGACAGCCAAUGACUUCUCAGCUAAAGCUGCUGACCUCAUCACACGCAACACACACCACAACAACCUCACACACCUGGUGGAGACGCAGAACAGAGACGCCAGCAUGCUCAUGUACGAGGCCAGAGGGAAGAACGCCCGCUAUGAUGUCAUUGAUCUGGAUCCGUAUGGAAGCCCCGCCCAUUUCCUGGACGCUGCAGUUCAGGCUGUUGGUGAAGGAGGUCUCCUGUGUAUCACCUGUACAGACAUGGCGGUGAUGGCGGGAAACAGCGGCGAGACGUGUUACAGCAAAUACGGCUCCGUCUCCAUCAAGUCCAAGUCCUGCCACGAGAUGGCCCUGAGGAUUAUCCUUCACAGUCUGGAUCAGCGUGCUAACGUGUACCAGCGCUACAUCCAGCCCUUACUGAGCGUCAGUGUCGACUUCUACAUCCGCGUGUUCGUCAGGGUCAGAACAGGUCAGGCUACUGUCAAGAACUCGGCCAGUAAGCAAGCGUUGGUGUAUAACUGUGUUGGCUGUGGAGCGUUUCACCUGCAGAGAAUGGGCAAGAAAACAAGCCAGGGGAAAAAUAUGAAGUACUCGGCUGCUACAGGCCCCCCUGUGGGAGAAUCGUGUCCACACUGCGGUCAGAGACAUCAGCUUGGCGGUCCGAUCUGGGCCGAUCCCAUCCACGAUGUGGAGUUUGUUCAGAAAGUUCUGGCUGCGGUUUCUGGGAACCCGUCUCGCUUCGGCACGUCCAAACGCAUCGAGGGAGUUCUCAGUAUGGUCACUGAGGAGCUGCAGGAUGUUCCUCUCUACUACGUUCUGGAUCAGCUGAGCAGCACUAUCCACUGUAACACACCCUCCAUGCUGCAGUUCAGGUCAGCAGUGUUACAUGCAGGUCACAGAGUGUCUCUGUCUCACGCCUGUAAGAACGCAGUGAAGACAGACGCUCCUGCUGCAGUCCUGUGGGACAUCAUGCGCUGCUGGGAAAAGAAAAACCCAGUGAGGAGAGAGAGAUUAUCAGAGACGAGUCCAGCGUUCCGUAUUCUCUCCACAGAACCUACUGUUCAGGCGUGUUUUGACGUGAGAGACGAUGCAAAUCCUCAGUCACGUAAACGUCACCUCACACGCUUCCAGGAGAACCCGCAGGCUAACUGGGGUCCUAAAGCUCGCGCCAAGUCUGGUGGCAGUAUAUCUUCUGACCUGGAGGAUAAGAGGAAGAAGUUUCAGGGGAAAAGGAAGAACCAGAUCACGGAUUCCUCUCAGCUUAAAAACUUUCCCUGCAAGAAGUUCCGCAAGGGAACCUGCACCUACGGGGACAAGUGCUGCUUCUCCCAUGAUGCCGAGCAGCAGCAGCCCGAGGCAGAAGAGCAGACGGCGGCGUGAGGAGGAGGAAGAGGAGGAAGAUGAAGGAUGACCGAGCUUUAUGUUCACAGAGGUGUGUGUGUGAUGGAGCACAGCCCUUAACACUCAUCCUGAGGUGGUCACAUGGUCAUGAAGGGCCCAGCUGAUUGGUCAGUGACUGAGAGGAGCUCUGGGUCCUAAAGGAAGUCAUUUUUUUUUUGUUGCUGCUUUUAUAAAAUUAUUUUUUAUGAGUUGAUGUUUAAAGCGGAGAGAGUAAACCUUCAUGCUGUUGCGUUACGCUUCAGCUCCAGGUGCGAGAUUGUGUUGUAUUUUUGUGCAAAUAAACUCUGAGCGAACAAUAACACACCUCUGUUCAUUUAGUCUAAACACGUGAAUAAUGAGACACAGAGACGAGGUCAUCUGAUACUUAACUUCUGUCUUAAAUCAAACACGUACACACUGUUCUAGAGGAGUGUGAGUGUAUAUACAGUAAUGCAGAU